Molecule: messenger RNA, 387 nt
Organism: Magnolia sinica
Lineage: Eukaryota; Viridiplantae; Streptophyta; Magnoliopsida; Magnoliales; Magnoliaceae
Product: leucine-rich repeat extensin-like protein 6
Exons: 1
Coding region: 1-387 (128 amino acids)
Source: RefSeq, a predicted model, not a curated record
AUGUCUCAGGCCCAUCAAUUACUACGGAUAGCAUUGGCCAUCAUCAUGAUCACCGUCCAGAUCGAUUGCUCGCCAUCGAGAGAACUCGACGAAAGCGGGCUGCCUCCACCAGCACCAGAAGUCCAGUGUAGCGUGUGCACGUCUUGCAACAAUCCGUGCAACCAAAGUCCACCUCCGCCACCACCGUCGCCACCGCCGACCCCAAAGAAGCCUCGGUCGCCAGACUGCCCGCCGCCUCCACCGACACCGUAUUUUUACAUGGGGGGGCCGCCUGGGUCCUUGUAUCCCAUCGAUCCAAAUCAUUUUCCGUCGGGCACUAAUCGGAAAAUCAUCUCAUCGCUGACAAUUUUCAUAUUGUGUGGAUUGUUAGGCCUGGUGGCGUUUUGA